Messenger RNA from Triplophysa dalaica, 4800 nucleotides. RefSeq names its product polymerase (DNA directed), delta 1, catalytic subunit (gene pold1). Gene Ontology annotation, biological process: nucleotide-excision repair, DNA gap filling; DNA replication proofreading; base-excision repair, gap-filling. The record is from RefSeq and is a predicted model, not a curated record. The coding region runs from base 1364 to 4681 and encodes 1105 amino acids. Gene Ontology annotation, cellular component: delta DNA polymerase complex. The transcript is spliced from 28 exons. Gene Ontology annotation, molecular function: 3'-5'-DNA exonuclease activity; nucleotide binding; DNA-directed DNA polymerase activity. NCBI's taxonomy places the organism in Eukaryota, Metazoa, Chordata, Actinopteri, Cypriniformes, Nemacheilidae.
UUUAACCUGCACAAAGCUUUGCCAAAACUAUUCUUUAUAGUCACAAACUGUUGCUUACAAGGAGUGAAAUCACACUCCCCUAGUGGCAAUUAAGGUAAUUGCACCCCCCAAAAAUAUAAGGAAAAAAGUCAGAUUUGAAGGCAUUAUUUUAAAAUGGUCAACAGACAAUAUGUAUAUAUAUGAGUGUGUUUUUAGCAGACUCAGCCAGAUCUGCCAUUGUAACUAAGCUUAUUUUCAGCAGCCUUUUGUUAUGUGCCAAUAGCAGUAUAAGUAAGUAUAUGACCUUCAGGCAUUGCAUGAAGAACUGGACCACACACCCAUGCUCACUUCCUUCUCUUCAAAAAACACGAUAGAUGUUAUACGACUUAAAUGACAUUAAACAAUUACAUUGUGCAUGUAUAUCCAUACUUUUUAAAUACAUAAAUUUUAAUCUUAAGGUUGAACAAAAAGGUCAUGCUCCUGUUAUCAGUCAUCUGCAUGCGUGCAUGUGGGUCUAGAUUACACCAGGUGUUCUUCCAUCAAGGAUGCGUACACAUACAGAUUAUGACAUUGUGCCUUCAUCUCAAGUCAAGGCAUGAACUCUCAAACAUCACAGCGACACGAUCAUUACCCACCCACAAGUUGCAAAAUACCUUGAGCAACACAAGGCUGUGGUUUUACGGGAAAGUAAUUGAAAAGGGCAGCAAGAAACGCUAUAAACCUGCCUUGCUUAAUUUAUAUCUUAACGCUAAUUAAAGCUCCUCCUUAUUACAUAAACACUGUUCCACGCACCUGUUUUUGGACUACUACAAUACUCAUUUUUACUACAUUUCUCUACUUAUAUUAAGCUCUUACAUCAGCGUGCUUCGUCAUUUUUAAUAUAGGCGCCUAUGUCGCACAUAACUACACAAGCUUCCGCGCGCGUGCGUGCGUGCGUGCGUGCACUGUCAAGAGUACGUGCGGUCCGACCACACAGAGACAUUUAAAGACAGAACGCUUGUCGCCAUAACAACGGAGCAAGUAAAAGGUUGAGAGGACACAAAUAUGCGACUGUCAAGCAAGUAGACGUUGAUACCACGACAAAAACGCAUCCUGUAUCGAGCUUCUCAUCAGAGUUUAGGAUCUCGCCAUCAGGAAGGACAGACUGCCCAGCGCAGGCUGAGAAACAGGACCUUCUCAACAUGGGAGUUAUCGCUAAACGAUUCACUUCCUGGAUUUCGACCAAUUGCAUUGUUCCGUUGAUUCUACGCAAUUUUGCCGGGAAAACGGAUAUCGCCGCCCAUGUCCGGUGAAUAUUGAAAUUCAACAGUGAAGUGGCGGGAGAUCGGUCAAGUUCAUGCAUGCAGCAUUAGAGCUAAAUCUGGAAUAACAGGGCUGCAGCACAAUGGACUUCAAACGUCGAAAUGGGGGCCCUGCGAUGGGCGGGGCUUCACAAGCCAAAAAAGGAAAAGUGAGCACUGAAUGGGAGGAUAGUCCCUCCCAGUUUGAGGAGGAACUUGCUUUAUUAGAUGAAAUGGAGAUGGAGGUUGAGUCAGAGGAGGGGCAGGCAGGUCAUGAUGUCACGCCAGUGGGUGAUUUAUUCUCUGCUGAUCUUAAUCCACGUUGGAAACGACCUCAGGCACCUACUCUUCAGCCGAAUUCAGACAGACUCAUCUUCCAACAGAUAGACCUGGAGUAUUACCUUGGAUCUGCAGUAGCAGGUAUGCCGGGGCAGGUUCAAGGAAAAGUCCCAAUAGUGCGCAUGUUUGGUGUGACAGACAGUGGGAACAGUGUGUGCUGUCAUAUUCAUGGAUUUGCCCCAUACUUCUAUGUUCCUGCACCAAACGGUUUUACAAAUGCGCACUUGGCUGAGUUUAAGAGAGAACUGAACUCUGCUGUGCUGAAAGACAUGCGGUCCAACAAAGACAACAUAGCCAUCACUGUGUUGGCAGUGGACAUCACCAUUAAAGAGAGUAUGUUCCAUUACCGUGGAAACCGCCCUCAUGACUUUCUGCGCAUCACCAUGGCGAUACCGCGACUGAUCGCGCCGGCGAAGCGAAUCCUGGAGCAGGGCUUUAAAUUUGCCAACUUUGCCACUCAGAGCUACCACGGCUUUGAGGCCAACAUCGACUUUGAGAUCAGGUUCAUGGUGGACACUGAUGUGGUUGGCUGCUGCUGGAUUGAGCUUCCUAAAGGAAAGUACAAAGUGAGAGAAGAGAAAUCUGAAGGUCAGACAAACUCGCAGUAUCCAGGGAAGAUGUCUCUGUGUCAGUAUGAAGUGGACGUGGCGUGGAAUGAUCUGAUCAGUCAUCCAGCUGAAGGAGAUUGGCAGAGGAUCGCUCCUCUAAGAGUGCUCAGUUUUGACAUCGAGUGUGCAGGCAGGAAAGGUGUGUUUCCUGAGCCAGAGGUCGACCCAGUGAUUCAGAUCGCCUCAAUGGUGCAGCGUCAGGGAGAGAAGGAGCCGUUUAUCCGGACUGUUUUCACUUUACAGAGCUGCGCCAGUAUAGUGGGCUCUCAGAUUCUCUGUUUCACUCAGGAAAAACAGCUACUGCAGAGCUGGGCAGAGUUUGUGAGGACGGUGGAUCCUGACAUCAUCACUGGCUACAAUAUUCAGAACUUCGAUUUUCCAUACCUUCUUAAUAGAGCUGCAACUUUAAAGGUCAAUUUAUUUCCAUAUUUGGGUCGUGUGCGAGGCAUUAAGUCGGUUUUAAGAGAUUCCAGUUUUCAGAGCAAGCAGAUGGGUCGCCGAGAGAACAAAACUGUCAAUAUAGAGGGACGUGUGCAGUUUGACCUUCUGCAGGUGUUGCUGAGGGAUUAUAAACUUCGUUCUUACACACUUAACGCCGUCAGUUUCCAUUUUCUGCAAGAGCAGAAGGAGGAUGUGCAGCAUUCAAUCAUUACAGACCUACAGAACGGGAAUGAGCAAACCCGGAGGCGUCUGGCUGUAUAUUGUCUGAAGGAUGCGUACUUGCCGCUGCGUUUACUGCAAAAGUUAAUGUGCGUCAUUAACUACAUGGAAAUGGCCAGAGUAACCGGAGUGCCCCUGACUUACCUUCUGUCUCGUGGACAGCAGAUUAAAGUGGUUUCACAGCUCCUCAGACAGGCUAUGAAGCAGGAUCUGGUCAUGCCAGUGGUGAAAACUGAGGUUGGAGAGGACUACACUGGAGCCACCGUCAUAGAGCCAGAAAAAGGAUAUUACAGUGUUCCUAUAGCAACUCUUGAUUUCUCCUCCCUGUAUCCCUCCAUCAUGAUGGCUCAUAAUUUGUGUUACACUACACUUCUGCAGAAAGGUCAAAUUGAGAAACUUGGUUUGGGGCCCGAAGACUUCAUUAAGACCCCUACAGGUGACCUGUUUGUGAAGAGCUCUGUGAGGAAGGGUCUUCUACCUGAGAUCCUGGAAAACCUACUUGGUGCCAGGAAAAAGGCGAAGGCGGAGCUAAAAAAAGAGACAGAUCCCUUUAAAAAGCAGGUGCUGGAUGGAAGGCAGUUGGCUUUGAAGAUAAGUGCGAACUCGGUGUAUGGGUUCACAGGGGCUCAGGUGGGCAAACUGCCCUGCCUUGAGAUUUCACAGAGUGUCACAGGCUUUGGUAGACAGAUGAUUGAAAAGACCAAACAGCUAGUGGAGUCAUCAUACACAAUUGCUAAAGGUUACCAGGCGGAUGCGAAGGUCAUUUACGGAGACACAGACUCUGUCAUGGUGAAACUGGGUGUGGCCACAGUACAGGAAGCAAUGAAUCUGGGAAAGGAGGCAGCUGAGUGGGUUUCUUCACACUUCGUACCACCAAUUAAAUUGGAGUUUGAGAAGGUGUAUUACCCCUAUCUGUUGAUCAAUAAGAAGCGGUACGCAGGGCUGUAUUUCUCUUCCAGUGCUGAACAGCAUGAUAAAAUGGAUUGUAAAGGAAUAGAGACAGUCCGACGAGACAACUGCCCUCUAGUGGCCAACCUUAUAAACACAUGCCUCCAAAACAUCCUUAUUGACAGAGACCCCGAUGGAGCAGUGUCUCAUGCUAAAGAGGUCAUCUCUGACCUCCUGUGCAACCGUAUCGACAUCAGUCAGCUGGUCAUAACGAAAGAGCUCACACGUACCGCGCAGGAGUACGCUGGCAAACAGGCUCAUGUCGAGCUCGCUGAGAGAAUGAAAAAGCGUGACGCUGGCAGCGCUCCACAACUCGGAGACAGGGUUCCGUAUGUCAUCAUCAAAGCAGCAAAAGGGGUGGCAGCUUACAUGAAAUCAGAGGACCCAAUUUAUGUGCUGGAGAAUAACAUCCCUAUAGACACGCAGUACUACUUGGAACAGCAGCUGUCUAAACCUCUACUGCGUAUCUUUGAGCCCAUACUGGGCGAGAGUAAAGCUGAGAGUGUGUUACUGAAGGGAGAUCACACACGAUGUAAGACAGUCCUGACGUCUAGGGUCGGUGGCCUCAUGGCAUUCGCUCAGAAGCGAAGCACUUGCAUUGGGUGUAGAGCUGUACUUAAAACCGAUGUGGCUGUUUGUGACUUCUGCAAAAAGAAAGAGUCCGAGCUCUAUCAGAAAGAGAUUGCUCAUCUGUCAACUUUGGAGGAGAAGUUCUCCCGUCUAUGGACUCAGUGUCAGCGCUGUCAGGGUUCACUACAUGAAGAUGUGCUUUGUACCAGUCGAGACUGUCCUAUCUUUUACAUGAGGAAGAAGGUACAGAAAGAUUUGGAUGACCAUUCAAAGCUGAUCUCUCGUUUUGCUUGGUGAGAGAGAUUUCACCUCUUUCUCCAUCUGUAUUUGAAUUCCUUUAUAAUAUCCUUACCUCAGAGACCAAAUUGUAAAGAAUCUACAUGUUUUCUAGUCGUGAAAAAAAUAAAGUGCAUUUU